This is a messenger RNA of Trichoplax adhaerens, 348 nucleotides long. RefSeq lists its product as uncharacterized. The transcript has a single exon. Gene Ontology annotation, cellular component: protein-containing complex; plasma membrane. The coding region runs from base 1 to 348 and encodes 115 amino acids. Gene Ontology annotation, biological process: establishment or maintenance of epithelial cell apical/basal polarity; heterophilic cell-cell adhesion. The record is from RefSeq and is a predicted model, not a curated record. Gene Ontology annotation, molecular function: calcium ion binding. NCBI's taxonomy places the organism in Eukaryota, Metazoa, Placozoa, Uniplacotomia, Trichoplacea, Trichoplacidae.
AUGAACAGCUUUAACUGCCAGUGUUUGCCUGCAUUUAGAGGUCGAUAUUGUCAACUAGGCGUUGAUGAGUGCCUAUCAAAGCCAUGCCAUAAUGGUGGUACUUGUCAGAAUUUAAUCGGUGGUUAUAAAUGCACUUGUCCGCCAGGUGUCACGGGCUUGUCAUGUCAGAAUAUAAUCGAUCAAUGUGCUUCUAAGCCAUGCCAACAUGGUGGUAGAUGUAUUACCUCCAUUAAUGCCUUUGCGUGUGAUUGUAGUGGUACUGGUUAUACUGGGCUAGUCUGUCAGUCGGAAAGUGAGUCUAUACGGUUUAUCAAAUGGCCAAAAUACGAGUAUAUAUCGCUGUUAUAA